AGAGUGAGUUAAAGGCUAAAUCGCAUACCGGAACAGAAAGAAGACGAAGACGAUAAAUAUGUCUUCUUCUGGUAUAGUAUCGGACUUUGAAGCCGCGUCGAAUUCAGCCGUUUCUUCCGCCGCCUCCGGCGUGCAAGUCACUACCUUUACGGAGCUCGUCGAUGAAGUGCCCCUCCACUUUCAGAUCAUUCGCCUCACCAACCAGGUCUUCAAUUUCUUCAUUUAUUUAAUAUUAAUCUCACGAAUUUACAUAUUGGGGAAUUUAUAUGCCGCUGCUCCUACACGACCCAAUAAUACGGUGAGCGUGACUUCAAUUCUUGGAGGUGCUUCAGAUAAGACUGCUUCUGGAAUUACUCGACGAUUAGUGCUAAAGACUGGACUUAAUAUAGUUGUGGCGUGUAAUAUCCCAAAGAAUAACCCAAUGAUUGAGGCAAAUGCUGGAAAGAAGUUGAUAGAGAAGCUAAUUUCCAUGGGCUACUCGAGGAUGAAACCCGGAUUCCCGAGGCCAGAGUUGCCGUCCUCGUAGUUGCAUUUGAUAAGCAAUUAGAUCAAACAUGCCCUCUUAAUGGUGAAUGUAGUUUGCAUUGUACCAGUAAGCAAUUAG
Hibiscus syriacus is the source of this 604-nucleotide messenger RNA. RefSeq lists its product as uncharacterized. Bases 59 to 526 code for a protein of 155 amino acids. The transcript is spliced from 4 exons. Gene Ontology annotation, biological process: proteasome assembly. The record is from RefSeq and is a predicted model, not a curated record. NCBI's taxonomy places the organism in Eukaryota, Viridiplantae, Streptophyta, Magnoliopsida, Malvales, Malvaceae.